AUGGAACUUCCUAACCCUUCACCGUUUCUCUCCGAGAGGUCUCCGUUCCCCGGGAGAGGCGUCCGCGCCGGUCCGGAGGCGGCGCGCAGCAUCCCGGGCGCCCGCGGAGAGCACGGCGGCCCCCGGGAGCCAGGCGCCGAGGGGCCGAGCCCAGCGCCCGCCUUCCGCGCUGGUUGGUGGAGGAAGCCGGAGAGCGGCGCGAGGACAGCCUCGGCGGGGCUCGGGCGGGAAGGCGCGGGCCCGUUCGCCCCUGGCGGCCCGGAGCAGGCGUCGUGCCGCCGGGUAAGAUGGCUCCGCUCCCCGCCGGGCCGCGGGGCCCUGGGGCCGCUGAGGCCGCACGACCCCCGCCAGUGCCGCGCGAGCCGGGUCCGCCAAGCGCCGCCCGCUGCAGACAAAGCUGACAACAUGGCUCCCUCCGCCCGGCAAGUUGCUCGCAAGUUGCGGCGCGGCCGGCGUCCCUCAACUUCAAGUUUCCCUCGCAUGGCCGCCCUCCCGCCGGCCGCGGCCCACCCCGCGCGAGGCCGGGCUGGGAAACUUUAA
This is a messenger RNA of Rattus norvegicus (Norway rat), 540 nucleotides long. NCBI's taxonomy places the organism in Eukaryota, Metazoa, Chordata, Mammalia, Rodentia, Muridae. The record is from RefSeq and is a predicted model, not a curated record.